AUGCAGCUGCAGCAGCAGGAGCUCAACACGAGCUUUCUCUCGAGCCAAAGGCAUGCGCUCAAGGCCCCCAUCUUUCUGCCCUACACACUCCUGGGCACCAUUGAGUCCGUGCAGGCGCCCGUGCUGCUGGGGCGCCCAAAGGUGGACACCACCUGUGUGAAACACAGGCAGGGUCCCACGAAGCAGCGGGAGAAGACGGGCGAGGAGAAGCCUGUCAGAAUCUCCCACAAUCCUGUGGAGCUCCAGGAUGUGAAGAUCACCAACGCUGUCGACCGCAAGACGCUUGGACUCGUCAAGCUCACUUGCAAUCCGGUGGAGCUGGAGGUGCAUGGUGGGCCCAUCGAUGUUAAAGAGACGCACAAAGAUGAUGGCGUCGUCGUCGCCCACUUGUUGGACCUGCUGCUGUUGCUGUCCCUCGUCAUGACGGCGUUGUUCAGCGGCUUUGCCUUUGCCGUUUGCGAGGCGGAGCCUGAUGCCAUCUUGCAGUCGUGGGACCCGGUGCAGGAGCUGGAGCUGCCGUUCGGCGACGGUUUGGUCGUGGCGGGCAUCACAGCCGUCCUGGGCGUUUUAGCCUUCCUCGUCGAUCUGCGGCUCGAUUGA
This is a messenger RNA of Symbiodinium natans, 600 nucleotides long. Lineage: Eukaryota; Dinophyceae; Suessiales; Symbiodiniaceae. The record is from the annotation of a GenBank genome assembly.